This is a messenger RNA of Symbiodinium natans, 2373 nucleotides long. NCBI's taxonomy places the organism in Eukaryota, Dinophyceae, Suessiales, Symbiodiniaceae. The record is from the annotation of a GenBank genome assembly.
AUGCUGACCCUUAUGGAGAUUUGCUGCUUGUGGGUCUUCAUCCGGGAGGACUUGCAAAAAUACCUGGGCCAGGGUCCUGCCUGGGACAAUGUCACCAGGAUGUGGCAGACGGGGAGCCUGGGAUCUGCACUGGCACUGGACCCCGAGCUGAACGCUCACUGCAAGGGCAUGACAGAGAACUUCGACUUCAAGAAGUUGAGUUUCGUGCUGGAAGCAAAGGGCGAGUUGAUCGACGCGGACCUUCGUGCGGCCCAAUCCACAACCCGGAAUGCCCUGAGGUCAAGCCUGCAAGCCGCGUUUUCCCUCUUCGUGGCUCAGCUGGAGAAUGACACGACGGAGCACCGGAAGUGGCUCCUGGCCAGUGCCGCCGAGGAGCAGAAGCAACGAGGAGAUGCACACCUCGGCAUGGAAGCUCGUCAACGAGCUGCUGGAGAAGCAGACGACGACACGGACCUCUCCGCCAAGCUCGCGGCGAUGCUGGAUCCCUGGGUUGCUGGUGCUUUCGAGGGGAUGCACGGCGGCCUGCGCCGGCCCGACCGGGAGCGGGUCAUCGUCUGGAUCAACCUCUGUGUCUUCGGGGUUGUCAGCGCUGGGCAGCAGACAUUUCUGCUGCAGUGGGUCACGAAGUUGCUCCACCAGCACGGCAAGAACUCGUGCGCGAUGGUGAUCUUGCCGAACCGGGCGGGGGAUCUCCGAUCGUACAAGUGGACCGAGAAGGCCGAGGACGACGACCCGGGCGUCAAAGACUGCAAAGCCGAGUCAGGAGACGAGUCCGCGGAGGAGAUCGGGGAGGACACGCCGGAGGGAGACUGCAACCUCCUCGUGGAGUUCUGCCACAAGCUCAAGCUGAAGUUCAUGGAGCACGAUCGGCACCUAAAGGUGAAGCAGACGAUGAUCAGCUUUGCCAACGACACGGUGUAUGGCUCUCGACAGGGCUUUCACGAGGCCCUGUUGAUUGUCCCCGCGAACAAAGGCAACGCCUUCCUGACCUCCAAGUUCUGGAAGACAGGUGUCAUUGCAGAUGUCAGCAUGCUGGCCAGACCCGACUUCGUGAAGUUGGACACCAGGGUCAAGAAGGACGAGGCCUUCGGCGCCGGCUCGGUUCGACUCACACGGGUCCAGGAGAUGAAGCAGGACACUGCCACGAUCCUGCUGGAUUUCAGUGGCUCUGACGCAUGGCCGGCCAGCCAGAUUCUCCGUCGGCUGACGAAAAGCCCCUGGCUCGCAACAGAGAGUUUUCAAGCAGGCGACAAGUACGCCGUUGCUACUGUCUGCCACUCGGCCAUGGAGGAGAAGCACUGCAAGACCAGUCUCGGGCACUAUGCCUUCUCCCUUGCCCGGCAAGGCAAGCUGAAGCUGACCGGCUUCCCGGACUUCGACAAGGCGACAGGUCAGCUCCGAGAGACGGCAACGGCAGCCACGGUGCCUAGUUACGCAGUCACCGUCGCAGUUGGCCGAUCGCUGGUUGUGAAGGAGGCGCUGAAGCAGCAUUGGCUGGCACAGUCCGACUUCGCAGGCCAAGCCCGAGAUUUGUUCGAGGCCUUCGACAAGGAGUUCAACCCGGAGAACUUGAAGAGAGGCGGUCAGACCUCGAGUGAGGAAAGCGCGGCGAAGAAGCCUCGUCUGAACUUGGAUCUCGAGAAAGCCGGCUCGGUGGAGGAGCUCCCAGGCGAGGAUGCGACCGCUUUGAAGUGCGGGGCUUUUACCUUGACCUGGACGACGGAUGAGGGCAAGAUGUUCAUCCACGCGGAUGAGCAAUGCACGGUCAAGGCUGGCACAGAGCUCUUUGGCUUUGGGAAUGGCGAGUUUGCCACCGACACUACGGCCACAGACGUGAUGUCGGACCAGAUGGGGAAGUGGAUCGCCUUCGACCUCGCUGGCACCGAUGUGUUUUUGGUGCUUGAGCCCGACACGAAGCUGCCCGACCAUCUGAAGGACCUUCCGGUCUUGGGCAAGGCCGCUCGGUUAAACAUAAUUUCUCUUUGUGCAGAUUUCUUCCGGCUGCCUUGCAGCAAGGUUACAGAUCUGCAGGCCAUCCUGCGUGCUUUGGAGGAUGCUGGCGAGGUGGAGGUCAACGUCGCCGGUCACAGCAAGGAUGAUGGCUUCGUGCUGAAGCCUACUUCCAAAGUCGUGUUCGUCCUGGAGGACAAGGCAAAGAAGUCCAAGAAGAAGAAGAAGAAGGGCCCGAAUGCUGUGUCCUGGGGCAGUUUGCUGACAAUGCCCAAGAUCCGUGGUCAGCGCAACAUCGCGAUUGGAUGGAGGUUGAGCAUGGAGGAAGGAUCUUCCGAGAGAGUUCUAUGCCCUGUCCGACCCAUAGCGGUCCUGAGCGGGGAUGUGACCUUGCAGUCUGGCAAGGCGAUGCUGCUGAUGUAG